AUGAUUGAUGAAAAAUUUGAUAGAUCAGAAUCAGGGUUAGCUGGUAGUGGAUCCAGAUACUUGUGUACUUUAUGUGAAGCAACAAGAGAAGAUGCAAUGGCUAAAUUAGGUUCAUUUAAUAUUACUAGAACAUACAAGCAGACAAAACAAAUAGCAGAUUAUAUGAAAAUCAAUCCUGAUAAUUUAAGUCAAGCAAAAUUAGACAAAAUAUCUCUUGGUGUGAAAAAUGCACCAAUUUUGUGUGCAGAUGCCAUAGAAAAGGGAAUAGAUUCUACACAUGCAGAUAUAAAUAUGGCUAGUUUUUUCAAAAAAGUCAUAAUAAGGGAAAUGGCCGGGGUGACUAUGUGGGAGAUGAAAUCAGAUGUUAAGAGUCUUCUUUUUGAAACUGAAAACAAGUUUGAUAGGCAUAUAAGAAUGAAAACUGGAAUCAAUCCUGCCCUAAUGGUGCCAGGAAAUUAUGCCCGGACCCUGUUUGAUAUUAAGAAUGAAGAAGUUGUUUGUGCAUUAAUUGAGCCGUUAGAAGGAAGGCAUUUAAUGUGUGAAGUUUUAAGUAAAUUCAGGCAUCUGAGAACAAUGUAUAGAGCCAAAUCACCUAUGACUGAAUAUGCUGAAGAUGUAAAGUGUUACAAACAAAAUGCUGUUGAAAUGGGACAAUUUCUAAGAAAUCAUUAUCCAUAG
Molecule: messenger RNA, 678 nt
Organism: Mercenaria mercenaria
Lineage: Eukaryota; Metazoa; Mollusca; Bivalvia; Venerida; Veneridae
Product: V(D)J recombination-activating protein 1-like
Exons: 1
Coding region: 1-678 (225 amino acids)
Biological process (GO): V(D)J recombination
Molecular function (GO): sequence-specific DNA binding; ubiquitin protein ligase activity; endonuclease activity
Source: RefSeq, a predicted model, not a curated record